Amphiprion ocellaris (clown anemonefish) is the source of this 2324-nucleotide messenger RNA. It is a transcript of the gene grap2b, whose product is annotated as GRB2 related adaptor protein 2b. Lineage: Eukaryota; Metazoa; Chordata; Actinopteri; Pomacentridae. The transcript is spliced from 8 exons. Bases 575 to 1309 code for a protein of 244 amino acids. Gene Ontology annotation, molecular function: protein binding. The record is from RefSeq and is a predicted model, not a curated record.
AUCUAAGCUCCGGGAGUUUGUCAGAAGUUGGUGGCAGGUAAAGUCUUUCUCUUUGCUUUCUAAAGACCUGCGACGGUCCGGUCAGAUCUGGUGUGAAAUGACGUCAGAGCAUCGGUCGGGAGCGUGCUGAUCGUUUCCGGUUGCGGAAACGAUCUCUGGACCCUCACCUGCAUCUGGCAUCAACGCUGGAGCGAGUGGAAGUUGAGCAGGGAGUAGUUCCAUUUUCCCUGGUUGUAGUUGGGAUCGGAUGAGGAGUGUCUGAAGCUGGAGAAGGAGAGAGGAGUUCUGAUCGGACUCAUCUCUUCGGGACGGGCGAUGCGGUUAGUGGCGUUUCUGGAGCCGAUCUCCUCCACUCCGGGGCCUCGUUGUGGAUUAAGAUGAUCGGCGUGGAGGAGAUCUGGAGCUGAAUGUUUCCUCGCGGAGGGCUGAUGAAUGAGCAGUACUUGUGACGGAAAGUGUGUUUCGCUAGAAGUCUGUGUUUCCUGUGAGCUGACAGCAGGGGUUUGACACUUUUCUGCAUAAACUGUCCGAACUCAGCUCUGCAGGGAGAACAACACAUACAUGUUCUUUUACUAUGGAGGCUACAGCCAAGUAUGACUUUCAAGCCACAGCUGAUGAUGAUCUCAGUUUCCACAAAGGAGACUGCUUGAAGAUCCUGCAAACCUCCGGGAAUUGGUACAAAGCAGAACUUAACAGAGUCAAGGGUUUUGUCCCUAAAAACUUCAUCAACAUUCACCUGCCCAGCUGGUACCAGGAAAACACCAGUCGCAGUGAUGCCCAGCGGAGCCUGAUGUCUCAGCCUGUGGGAGCCUUUCUGAUACGAGGCAGACAAAAUGCAGUCCCUGGUGACUUCUCCAUCUCCGUCAGACAUCCAGCAGAUGUGCAGCAUUUCAAGGUGCUGCAGGACAGCAGAGGGCAGUAUUACCUGUGGUCAGAAAAGUUCCCUUCUCUCAACCAGCUGGUGGAAUAUUAUAAAAGCAACUCUAUCUCCAUAAAGAGCCAAAUAUUUCUGCAGGAGACACAAACAAAGCAAAGACAAGGCUCAGAUAAUUUACCACGUCUACCUGCUCCUGCUGACUCUUGUCCACUUUGUGACCGUGUACCUUCCCCAGCAGCUCGUCAGUUCAAAGCCUCCCCCACGAUGCAGGUCAGAGCUCUGUACGACUUCCAGGCAGAAGAGACAGACGAGUUGGAGUUCAGCGCUGGUGAUAUCAUCGAGGUCCUUGAGUCCUCUGACCAGGCCUGGUGGAAAGGCCAGCUGGGGGACAAAACAGGCCUGUUCCCUUCCAGCUACGCCAAACCCAUCUGACAGCAACAUACAGGAAAUGAAAUGUACAUGUACUGCAACUUUAUUAUCCAAACUAAUGUUUAUUGCCACUUUGUAGAACUGAACUACAAAACUGACAGCAAGUCACUACUUGAAAGUAGCAGCAAAAGUGUUAUCGUGUCACAACAGAAGGCAUCAGGUGUCUAAUAUGAAAAUGAAGAUGAACCUGUUUGUUUAGUUGCACACAGACACACGCUGCACAUGGGAUUUCCCAUCAUGGAAGGCAGAGCUUUGGUUUCUUAUUAAAGCAACAUAAUGUGGUCCAAUGAAUUAAUGUAAAUUAGGAUAUUUUUGCAGUCUUGACAACAUUACAGUGUUGUUUAUACAUCAUCAAUAAUGUGCUGAUAUAUAUAUGGCAUAAAUUGCAACAUACUCCCUUGAACAUUGUGUAGCGAUCCACUAAAGUCUAUGUCAUUUAUUGUAAUUUAAGAAACUGUGAAGUUUAAAUUGAUUGCAGUAUGUGAACUUAAAUGAGUCCUCUCACUGCAUCCAUAAAGGCUAAGCAGUCAAGACAGUUAUCAGUAACACGAUAAACUUUUAUUUAAAGAAAAAAAUGUCUACAUUUGCACAUUAACUUUUAAUACUUUGCUGUUGUUUUGACUGGUCCGAUUAUGGAUUUAAAUGCAAAACAUAUGAUCAGCUGACAAACUAUGAUGCAGUGUUAUGGAAUAAAUUCAGAUUAUAAAAUCCUGAUCAACCCUGCUCACACAUCAGCAAUAAUGUUCCAGUAAUAUAAAAUAUACAUCACAACAAAUCCUCCUGCAGUAUGGUCAACAAUCUACCAAGGUCCAGUUUUUACUGCUGUAAUUUAAGAACCUGUGCAGCCAUUGCUGGUUAGUCAGCCUCCAGAGAACAAAGGGGUUGUGCAAAAAUGUAAUAAUUAAACCAUCUGGACGAUUCACUUGCGUGUGAUCAUGUCUGCACUGGAAAAAAAAAGUUUUUGAAACACUGAAAGAUUAAAACUACAAGUAAAGGCUCAUAUACUGUGUCACAUGUU